GCUCAUGGCUGCAACAGAAGAGGGUUCAGUGGGAGGCGCAGUUGCGCGCUACUCUUUCAAAGAGCCUCGGGCCGUAGCGCGACCUUCAGCUCGCAGACGAGGUCCUUCAGAGUCCAUGCACGGAUCUCAGCAUAUUCCCACAUCUCCAGGACAAAAAGUGCAAGGUCACGGACGCGCCUUCUCGUCCUCGUGAGAAAGUGCCAUGUCAGUAAUAAAGCUCGCACAGUGGCGCUUGGCCUCGGAUGUGAUUGAUUCUCCAGCUGAAGUCGCACAUGUGCCACCUUCCGGCAUUUCUCCUUCAAAGCCUACGCCCAGCGAGGUUCCCCGGGCAUGCCAGAGUGCGGAUUAGCAAAGAUAGAAGCUCCAAGAACGAUCGAACUAAAUUUGUACGUGGAUCUGCGGGGGCCAUCGCAAGUUGACCCAACCCUUUGGUUUAGGGAGAGAGGAGUUGCGAGGAGUGACUCGAUCCGACUAUAAUAUUUUAAUCCAGGUGCUGUGAGCACGAGUGCUGAGCAAUUCAUGGCACUCGAAAACGUUUGGUGAGCGGCAAGCUCUCGGGCUUUGCGCAGGCUCCUGCCAGUCGUAUACAAGAGCCGAAUGUACCAUGAGUUCAUUCACCGCCUUCGAGUCUAGAAAUGAGAAUGCUUCAUACCUGCGUCCGAGAGCUCACACAUGACUACAGCGCUCUAACACGAGCUUGCACCUCGAUCUGCACCCGUUUUCCGCCUCCACCCGUGUGCACCUCAGCUGCAAGUCCGAUUCGCUCAUGUACUUGGGAACGAUGCUGUACGUAAUGGAGGUCUUUUGUGAGAUGAUCACAAAUUUGACGAUAGAAACGUCUGAGCUAUUCUAUCUUCUGUAUCUGCAUCUCAUUUAGUGCACGGUCGGAUAAAACACCGUGCACGAUGAGGAGGAAGAGAUUUUGCGGGAUGGAUGGAUAGCUAUAGAUGCAUAUUAUGAGGCGUAAACCUGAUGAUAUUUCUAGUAUAUUUGUAUACGACGGUCGGUCAAAUAAUUCUAUCUUGGCCACUUCCAGCACGGCUAGGAUUUGAGAGGCUGGAAAAAAAUAGUAUGACGGGUAUUCAUUCGCUAGCAAGUGGAGUCGAUUUCACACGCCACCGCUUCAAGAGCAGGAACAACGAUGAGAUACGAUGUGUAAGCAGAGUCCGAAUAUCUGGAACCUCAGAUGCAAUGUGAUGCCAAUAUGAAUGGGAACGUCUGGGAGAAUCAAGAAGGACCUGUGGAAGGAUUGAAAUGGUGAGGUGAAGUGAAGUGAAGACACGGGAACAUUAAUGUGGGGCAGGAUGCGAGACUUGGAAGACUUCGAGAGCAACGGAAUCGAGCCCACUCGGUUCUUUGACGAGUAAAGUGGUUAAUUUCAGUCUUCAGUACGGGUGUGCCUUCCAAGGUCUGCAAAAUGGGCGAUUUUUAGAGGAUAUUAGGCUGAAAACGCAGCUAUGGAACAGGUCAGCAACAGGGGAAAUACUUUCGACCUUGGUCUUGGAAGAAGAGGAGUCGGUAUGUGGAAGGGAGGGCUUCGGAACGCAUACAAAUGUCUAGAACGUGAGGAUCCGGAGUGCGCAGCAUGGGCGAGAGAUUCACAAGUGGUGAGAGCAGAGGAGAUCCCUGGAGACAUCCGACUUGAAAUUCUGAAACCCGGAGAUGUGACGAGACAAAUUAUUCUAAAAUCUGCAGAUGAGUGCAAAGUUUUGAUCGACGACGAGCAUGCGGAUAAAGUAGAUAACAGCAGUGGUUUGGCAUAGCCCACUAUCAAAUGACUAGUUACGGCCUAUCACUGGUGGAGAGUAGAAAUCAUUUCCUGAACAUGUGACUGCAAGGCAGAUUAGAUGGAAAGCAAGAUAUCUUCCUGUACUACUCGGGCCCACAAUUUGGCCCUUUCUCAUUAAGAAAUCCGGCAAGAAAUAUUGAAUCAACCAUACACGAGCGCG
Molecule: messenger RNA, 1949 nt
Organism: Marchantia polymorpha subsp. ruderalis
Lineage: Eukaryota; Viridiplantae; Streptophyta; Marchantiopsida; Marchantiales; Marchantiaceae
Source: the annotation of a GenBank genome assembly